Molecule: messenger RNA, 1119 nt
Organism: Hyalella azteca
Lineage: Eukaryota; Metazoa; Arthropoda; Malacostraca; Amphipoda; Hyalellidae
Product: protein BCCIP homolog
Exons: 6
Coding region: 67-1074 (335 amino acids)
Cellular component (GO): nucleus
Source: RefSeq, a predicted model, not a curated record
UUACAUAAGUAUGUUCAUUUUAUAGCUUGAGAAUUUUAGUAGAAUUUUAAAUCCUGAUACCCACUCAUGCAGAUCCAAUUUAAUUUUUUUUCAGAAAUUCAUAAUUGCACAACUAUGCCUAAAAAAGCUAAGAUUUCAGAACAAAUGAAAGCUCUUCAAGAGUUUGAGGACUCCAGCAAUUCUGAAACUGAUGAAGAUGCUAUUGGACAAAUAGUGAAUGUCAACUUUGAAGGCUUCACUCCGCAAGAAGAUGACUUCCAUGGUAUCCAGCGCUUACUGGCACAGACCUUCAGAGGUUUGGAUGUUAAUCUAUCAGAUGUAACAAAUAUGAUCAUCCAGCAAAAUUAUGUUGGAUGUGUUCUGAAGGAAGUCAUUGAUGAUGAAAAAGAAGCAAUGGAAGUGGAUGAUGAUGCCCUUGAAGGAGAGCCUGACACUGAAAGUGAUUAUAUAUUUGGAAUUAACACAAUCCUCAACAUCUCACACAAAAAAAAACUUGAAAUGGACUGCAUCAAAAGCCUGCGUAAAGAACUCUUGAAGCGAUGUUCAGCGAGCAAGUGCAGUGAUGAGGUUAAAGAAAACUUCCAAUCAAUCCUGGAAGACGCGUCAAAUAGUAUUGGCUUCCUUAUCAAUGAACGACUUGUCAAUCUGCCUUCAGAUGUUGCUAUUCCAGCUUUCCAUACCUUAAAAUCAGAAAUGGACGAAUCAAAUUCAAUUGGUAUGCCAUUCAAAUUCUCGCAUUUGAUUUUGAUUGCCAAAACUUACAAGUUUCAUACCUUGAAAUCCAAGAAGAAGAUGCGCAAGAUGAAGGAAAAGCAAGGCGAGACCUCACAGAUCCUAGAUGAUGUUGAUCCGAGCAAGAAGGAAAUUUAUUCCAAUUCUGAAGAGGAAUGUUUUUCUGAGGUUGCUUCGUUGAGUUUCGAAUACUGUGUGACAGAUUGCAAUUCUCUUCCCGCGGAGUCCUGGAAUGAGAAAGAAGUCGAUGAUAAGAGGCAACAGUUCAGGAAGGUACUUGUGGUGCCCAUGACCAGAUUCUCAGAAGCUCUUCUCAAAGCAGAGAAGGCGAUCGAAGAAUAAAUUGUGUAGUACCAAAUCUAUCUGAUAAUUAUAAUUAAAGAGUAA